CGCGCGUGCAUACUUUAAACUAGAGGCCUUAAUUACUUAUUGUGUUUACCAAUUGGAUUAGAGUUUAAAUUUCGUAAUAAUUUGAUAAAUUCCAUAGACAAGAUAAAUAAAAAAAUUUUAUUUAUAGACUGUCUAAAUAUUGAGCGCUAAAGGAUAUAAUUUUUAAGUGGAUUUUCAGAGUUGAUAUGAAAGAGAAAUUUAAUACGAGCUGACGCAUUUAUAUUUAAAUUAUAUAUCUAGCGUUGAUAUUUAUUCUGAUCAGACGAGAGCUGAGACGAUUUUCAUACAGAUCAAAUCAAUUGACUCAGAUCUAUUAUUUCUGAUUAGUUAAUUAAAAAUUUUAAUAUGGAAUUAUCUGAACUGCCGUUAGAUAACGCCGACAAUCCUGAGGCGAAGCCCGAAAAAAGUGUGAACCCAACGGGACUGACUUAUGGGAUUGAUGAUGUGCCUCCUUGGUACCUGUGUCUUUUUAUGGCGCUCCAGCAUUAUUUGACGAUGAUUGGAGCCAUUGUAUCAAUUCCUUUUAUUCUGACACCCGCGCUCUGUAUGGCAGAAGAUGACCCUUCAAGAAGUUACAUAAUAUCGACGAUGAUUUUUGUUACUGGGCUGGUGACGUUCAUCCAAAGUACCAUUGGCUGCAGAUUACCUCUGGUUCAAGGCGGUACCAUAUCGUUUUUAGUUCCCACCUUGGCGAUCUUAAGUCUUCCACAAUGGAAGUGUCCCCCGGAGGAAGUUUUAAGUGAAAUGAGCCCAGAAAAUCGUACGGAACUUUGGCAAAUUCGUAUGAGAGAAUUAUCGGGGGCCAUCGCAGUCUCGGCUUUAUUUCAAGUAAUAAUUGGAUUCGGAGGAAUCGUUGGAUAUUUAUUGAAAUUUAUCACGCCUUUGACCAUCGUGCCGACAGUUUCGUUGGUCGGUUUAUCGUUAUUUGAAAAUGCAGCUGCUGCGGCUUCGCAACAUUGGGGUAUUGCUGCCGGAACUAUUAUCAUGCUGACAGUCUACUCGCAAUUACUAGUCAACGUUUCAGUGCCGAUGAUAGUUUAUCGUAAGAAUGAAGGAUUGAAAGUUAUUUGGUUCGGUCUGUUUAAAUUAUUCCCGGUGCUAUUGACUAUUGUGGUGAUGUGGGCGAUCUGUGGGAUAUUGACGAUCACGAAUAACCUUCCGUUGGGUCAUCCGGGACGGACUGAUAGCAAACUCAAGAUCAUUGAAGACUCGCCGUGGUUCAGAGUUCCUUAUCCAGGUCAAUGGGGAACUCCGACGGUGAGUUUGUCGGGAGUCUUGGGAAUGUUGGCGGGUGUGCUGGCUUGCACUGUAGAGUCGAUAAGCUACUAUCCAACAACUUCGAGGAUGUGUGGAGCUCCGCCACCGCCGGUACACGCCAUAAACCGUGGGAUUGGGAUCGAAGGCUUGGGAACUGUCUUAGCGGGUCUCUGGGGCAGUGGCAAUGGGACCAAUACCUUUGGAGAGAAUGUCGGUACUAUUGGAGUAACUAAAGUGGGAAGCAGACGUGUGAUACAGUGGGCCUGUGGGCUAAUGAUUCUUCAAGGACUGAUAAGUAAAUUUGGAGCGGUUUUUAUUAUCAUACCGGAACCGAUUGUCGGAGGAAUUUUUUGUGUCAUGUUUGGGAUGAUUGCCGCCUUCGGGCUGUCAGCUCUUCAGUACAUAAAUCUCAACUCGGCUAGAAAUUUAUACAUUCUAGGUUUUUCAAUAUUUUUUCCGCUGGUUUUGUCAAAGUGGAUGAUCCAGCACUCGGAUGUGAUAAAAACCGGUAAUGAUAUUGCCGAUGGAGUCAUCACUGUGCUUCUAAGUACGACUAUUCUCGUAGGCGGAUUUAUUGGCUGCUUCCUUGAUAAUAUUAUUCCAGGAACUGAUGAAGAGCGAGGAUUAGACGCGUGGGCCAAUGAAAUGGCUCUUAAUUUUGAUGCGGAUGAAAAUACUGACGGUGAAUAUAUUCCAAAUACUUUUGAUUUUCCUGUGGGUAUGACGGUACUAAGACGUUGGAAGUGGACUUCUUACCUGCCUUUUAUGCCGACUUAUCGACCAAGAGAGCGAUCUUGUAAGAAAAAGAACAAAUACGAUAUAGAAAAUUGAUUUUUAUAAAAUCUUAUAAUUAAGGAAUUUAU
Messenger RNA from Microplitis mediator, 2120 nucleotides. RefSeq names its product solute carrier family 23 member 1. NCBI's taxonomy places the organism in Eukaryota, Metazoa, Arthropoda, Insecta, Hymenoptera, Braconidae. Gene Ontology annotation, molecular function: transmembrane transporter activity. Gene Ontology annotation, cellular component: membrane. Gene Ontology annotation, biological process: transmembrane transport. The record is from RefSeq and is a predicted model, not a curated record. The transcript is spliced from 6 exons. Bases 346 to 2088 code for a protein of 580 amino acids.